GCAGCCGCCGAGCAGCCCGGGGAAGAGAGGGACGGUCGGAGCGCGGUGGCGAGUCGCUGAGCCCGCUGGGGCCCUGAGAGCGGCUAGAGCCGCCGCCGCCGGGAAGGAGGGGCGAGCGCGCCCGGGCAAUCCGUCGCCGCCGUCGCCUUCGUCGUUGUCGUCGCCGCCGCCGUCGCCGCAACCGCCACCGCCACCGCCACCGCCACCGCCGCCGGAGCAGCGGGCGAGCCGGGCCGGGGCGGGGGGCGCGGGCCGCAGGCCCCUGCUCCGGCCGCCGCUUGGAGACCGUGGGCGCCCGAUGCCGCCCGCGCCCCGCUAGAUUGAAUCUCGGGCCCGGCGAGCCGCCGCCGCCGCCCGAGCCGCGGGCAGGAGUCUCGGGAGCCGCCGCCGCCGCCGCCCGGCCGGGCCCCGCCGCCGCCCGCGCGCCCCCGGGCCCCCGACACACAUGAGAUUCUUCAGGCUCACUUUCAAGUGCUUCGUGGACUGCUUCUGACCGCGCCGCCCCGCCUCCCCGACCCCCGGCCCGGCCGCCCCCCGGCCCCCGGCGGGCCCGCGCCUUCGGGGCCCCCCCUCGCGCCACCGGCGCCCCCCCCCGCCGCCGCCCGCCCGUCCGCCCGUCCGCCCGCCCCCGCGAGCCGCCGCGCCCCCCGGCCCGGCCGUGCGGCCCGCCGGGGCCAUGGCGAAGAAGAGCGCCGAGAACGGAAUCUACAGCGUGUCCGGCGACGAGAAGAAGGGCCCCCUGAUUGCGCCCGGGCCCGACGGGGCCCCGGCCAAGAGCGACGGCCCUGCGGGCCUGGGGGCUCCUGGCGGCCGCCUGGCCGUGCCACCGCGUGAGACCUGGACGCGCCAGAUGGACUUCAUCAUGUCGUGCGUGGGCUUCGCCGUGGGCCUGGGCAACGUGUGGCGCUUCCCCUACCUGUGCUACAAGAACGGCGGAGGUGUAUUCCUUAUCCCUUAUGUCCUGAUCGCUCUGGUUGGAGGAAUCCCCAUUUUCUUCUUGGAGAUCUCGCUGGGCCAGUUCAUGAAGGCCGGCAGCAUCAACGUCUGGAACAUCUGCCCCCUGUUCAAAGGCCUGGGCUACGCCUCCAUGGUCAUCGUCUUCUACUGCAACACCUACUACAUCAUGGUGCUGGCCUGGGGCUUCUACUACCUGGUCAAGUCCUUCACCACCACGCUGCCCUGGGCCACCUGCGGCCAUACCUGGAACACCCCCGACUGUGUGGAGAUCUUCCGCCAUGAAGACUGUGCCAAUGCCAGCCUGGCCAACCUCACAUGUGACCAGCUUGCUGACCGCCGGUCCCCUGUCAUCGAGUUCUGGGAGAACAAAGUCUUGCGGCUCUCCGGGGGGCUGGAGGUGCCAGGAGCCCUCAACUGGGAGGUGACCCUGUGUCUGCUGGCCUGCUGGGUGCUGGUCUACUUCUGCGUCUGGAAGGGGGUCAAGUCCACGGGAAAGAUCGUGUACUUCACCGCAACAUUCCCCUACGUGGUCCUCGUCGUGCUCCUGGUGCGGGGGGUGCUGCUGCCCGGCGCCUUGGACGGCAUCAUCUACUAUCUCAAGCCUGACUGGUCGAAGCUGGGGUCCCCUCAGGUGUGGAUAGAUGCCGGGACCCAGAUUUUCUUCUCCUAUGCCAUCGGCCUGGGGGCCCUGACGGCGCUGGGCAGCUACAACCGUUUCAACAACAACUGUUACAAGGACGCCAUCAUCCUGGCUCUCAUCAACAGCGGGACCAGCUUCUUCGCUGGCUUCGUGGUCUUCUCCAUCUUGGGCUUCAUGGCCGCAGAGCAGGGCGUGCACAUCUCCAAGGUGGCGGAGUCAGGGCCAGGCCUGGCCUUCAUCGCCUACCCCCGGGCUGUCACGCUGAUGCCUGUGGCCCCGCUCUGGGCUGCCCUGUUUUUCUUCAUGCUGCUGCUGCUCGGCCUAGACAGCCAGUUUGUAGGUGUGGAAGGCUUCGUCACUGGCCUGCUCGACCUCCUCCCGGCCUCCUACUACUUCCGUUUCCAAAGGGAAAUCUCUGUGGCCCUCUGCUGUGCCCUCUGCUUUGUCAUCGACCUCUCCAUGGUGACUGAUGGCGGGAUGUAUGUCUUCCAGCUGUUUGACUACUACUCGGCCAGCGGCACGACCCUGCUCUGGCAGGCCUUUUGGGAGUGCGUGGUGGUCGCCUGGGUGUACGGAGCAGACAGGUUCAUGGAUGACGUGGCCUGCAUGAUCGGGUACCGACCUUGCCCCUGGAUGAAAUGGUGCUGGUCCUUCUUCACCCCACUGGUCUGCAUGGGCAUCUUCACCUUCAACGUGGUGUACUACAAGCCGCUGGUCUACAACAACACCUACGUGUACCCGUGGUGGGGCGAGGCCAUGGGCUGGGGCUUCGCGCUCUCCUCCAUGCUGUGUGUGCCCCUCCACCUCCUGGGCUGCCUCCUCAGAGCCAAGGGGACCAUGGCUGAGCGCUGGCAGCACCUGACGCAGCCUGUGUGGGGCCUCCACCACUUGGAGUAUAGAGCUCAGGACUCGGAUGUCAGGGGCCUGACCACCCUGACCCCAGUGUCCGAGAGCAGCAAGGUGGUGGUGGUGGAGAGCGUCAUGUGACAGGCGCCCUGGCUCCCAUCACCAGCUCACCCUCUUGUAGCCAUAGCAGCCCCUGCUUUAGCCCCCCCACCCCUCCCAGGGGGGGCUUGCCUUUCCCUGACACUUUUGGGGUCUGCCGGGGGGGGGGGGAGUGGGAGGAAGCACCACGAGUGCUAACUAAAAUAACUUUUUCCAUUUUUAAUAAAAUGCCAAAAAUACCACAACCCACCAAAAAUAGAUGCCUCCCCCCCACCACCCCCCAACGGAGCUGGUACGCACGCUGCUUCCCAGGCCCUGCCCACCGCGCCCCCGCCCCAUGCCCGCUGCAGCUGUGUCCCCCCCCCCACCCCGGCCCCAGCACGCCUGCCCCUCCGGGCUCUGCCCGACGCUCCCUCGGGCAGCCCGUCCACCCCAGAGGCGGCAGUGGCAGCUGGGGGACCAGGGCGGGAGAGCCAAGGCGGCUACUUCAGCUGGGCCCCACCCCUCUCUCCGUCCCUCUUCUAGAAGCUUAGAGAGCCAGCCAGCAACGGGACCGUCCGGUUCCUGCGCCAGUUGCCACCAAUAUCAGUUGUGUGAGCCUGUGUACGAAUGCAUGUGUGCGUGAGUAUGUAGGGUAAACCUCGAUCUCUUAGCCAAGGUCACUACCAGGUGUAAACUGUGCCUGUGGGCAAACGAGGCUUGUAUUUUGCACAUUUUAUAAAAACUUGAGGAAAGAGAUUCCUGCUUGUAUAUUUCUAAAGAGAAAACAGCCCCACGUCCCGACUCUCCCUGCCACUCCCCGUCCCUCUGAGCACCCUCUGCGUCCUCUGCCCCAGCCAAGGAGUGUGAAUUUAUAAAUCUAAUUUUCAUAGGCAAAAGCUUCAAGCUGUUGAGCGUGCGAGUCUGUCGUGUGGGUGUGCACGUGCAGUCCCGGGCCCCAGACCGGGGUGGACAGAGAGUGCAAGGCCGGGGGUGGGGGCCGUGCAGGAGCAUCCCCCCACCCCCUCUGCCCGCAAGCCGGCAGGGUGAGGUGCGGCGUGACCCCCGGGGAACCUGGGGCCCCUCUCCUGGUGUGCUCAGGCUCGCCCACGCCCUGCCCCCCCCCACCCCCGGCCCAGGCUGGGCACGACUGCAGGGAUCUGAGGUGGGCACCAGCCGGGGAAGGCCUGCACCCUGGCGCGGCUCCCACCUGCAAGCUUAAAGCGGAUGCACCUCCCGCGUCUCAAGUCUUCCAUUAGCAGCUUUAAUUAACCCACGUGUGUGUCACGUCCGAUCCCGAGACGGCAGAGCGGACCCUAGAAGGGCUUCCCCCACGCCGCCCCAACGUGGGUCAGAGAGGUGGGCCUGGGUGAGGGCGGGGGUCCAGCGGGGACAUUCUUACUGUGCUAAAAAGCCACUGCAAACAUAGCAAUAAAAACAUGUCAUUUUCCAAA
Mustela lutreola (European mink) is the source of this 3975-nucleotide messenger RNA. It is a transcript of the gene SLC6A8, whose product is annotated as solute carrier family 6 member 8. Gene Ontology annotation, biological process: sodium ion transmembrane transport; neurotransmitter transport. The coding region runs from base 677 to 2584 and encodes 635 amino acids. Gene Ontology annotation, molecular function: creatine:sodium symporter activity. The transcript is spliced from 13 exons. NCBI's taxonomy places the organism in Eukaryota, Metazoa, Chordata, Mammalia, Carnivora, Mustelidae. The record is from RefSeq and is a predicted model, not a curated record. Gene Ontology annotation, cellular component: plasma membrane.